AUGGCUGAAGCACUAGUUAGCGUUCUCCUAGAACGUUUGGCUACCAUCACCAUGGACAAGUUCCUAGGAGAGUUAAAAAUGGUCACUGGAGUUGAGGAAGCAGUCACAACUCUUACCCGCAAUCUCAAAGCAAUUCAAGCUGUGCUCAAGAACGCAGAGGCGAGACAAGCAGUGGAGGCCGACGUUGGACAUUGGCUGAAUGAACUAAAAGAAGUUUCCCACGAGAUGGAUAAUGUGUUGGAUGAGUGGAGCACCCAAGUCCUAAAGCAAAAAAUGGAGGGUGAAAAUGUGAAGAAGGAAAAUAACAUUAUACUAAGCAAGUUGCUAAGUGAGAGUAGUCAAGAUUGUGAGGUCCCUCUUAUCAUCCCUAUUGUAGGGAUGGGGGGAAUGGGGAAAACAACUCUUUCCCAACUCGUCUAUAAUGACGAAAAAGUGAAAGCCCAUUUUGAUAAGAGAAUAUGGGUUUGUGUGUCAGACCCUUUUAACGAGGUCAAGAUUGCUAGAGCUAUUGUCGAAGGUCUAGACAAAGAUAAUACCUCAAAAACUUCAAAUAGCUUGCAAAUUUUGAUGCAAUGUAUACAUACAUUGAUUCAAGGAAAAAAGUUUCUACUUGUCUUAGAUGAUGUGUGGAACCCAGACCACACUCAAUGGGAAGAAUUAGUUAAACCUUUUCGUGAUGGUGCAAUGGGUAGUAGAGUACUAGUGACUACUCGAAAUGAGGAAGUUGCUACUCUGAUGAAAGCAACUGUUCAUGUGAUCCAUAUUAAGCAAUUGAGUGAAGAAUUUUGUUCGUCAUUGUUUUAUUACAAUGCGGGCAUAGACAUAGGUGGUGAGUCUAAAAUGUUACAAGAUGUUGGUGAAAAAAUUGUGAAAAAGUGCAAUGGCUUGGCUCUUGCUGCAAAGAUAUUAGGUAGCCUCAUGCGCGAGAAAAAAACAUUUAAAGAGUGGGAAGAUGUUUUAAAUAGUAAAUUGUGGGAGCUUGAAGAUAUUGAAAAACAAGUUUUUCGACCACUAUUAUUGAGUUAUAAUGAUUUGACCCAAGAAAUCAGAAAUUGUCUUUUGUAUUGUGUUAUCUUUCCAAAAGAUUAUGUGUAUGAUAGAGAUAAUUUGGUUGAGCUGUGA
Molecule: messenger RNA, 1122 nt
Organism: Rosa chinensis
Lineage: Eukaryota; Viridiplantae; Streptophyta; Magnoliopsida; Rosales; Rosaceae
Product: putative disease resistance protein RGA1
Exons: 2
Coding region: 1-1122 (373 amino acids)
Biological process (GO): defense response to other organism
Molecular function (GO): ADP binding
Source: RefSeq, a predicted model, not a curated record